This is a messenger RNA of Nerophis lumbriciformis (worm pipefish), 438 nucleotides long. The record is from RefSeq and is a predicted model, not a curated record. Lineage: Eukaryota; Metazoa; Chordata; Actinopteri; Syngnathiformes; Syngnathidae.
AUGGAGGACAAGGACAAGAAAGGAAAUGAGGAGUACAUCGGAGAGAUUAAGGGCGGCCUGCGACCUUCGAUGAAGCUGGUGGUGAUGGGGAUUGUUGACAAGAAGCCCAAGAGCAUUGAGGUGGUGGUGUCAAGCGCACCUCUGCAAAAGGAAUCAGAAGGUGACGUGGGUCUCCAGCUGAAGGUCAGCUUCCUGGACAAAGCCGUCCAACGCAACGCCCGGCUGGCGGGAAAGUGGGGUCCCGCAGAAAACACGCUAUCCUUCUUCCCCUUCGCGCCCGGGGAGCCUUUUAAGCUGGAAAUUGUGUGCGAGCACCAGCAGUUCCGCAUCCUGGUGGACGGUCAGCCACUAUGCGGCUUUGCCCACCGUCUCCCGCAGCUCGCCAGUUUGACAGCGUUACGUGUCUUCGGGGAUGUGAGACUCACCAAGGUGGCCUAA